AUACGAACCCCAUUUACUGCUUAUUCCAACUUCUUAUGGAUCCCUUGCGACCCACAGCAUUCCCACCUCCCACCCUCCUUUUCCUCUACUUCCAAACCAAAGCAUCUCUUCCCCUUCUAAUAGUUUGCACCUCCGCUCCUCAGUUCCAAUUACUACACCGUCAUGGGUCGCAUGAAGGUCGUACUGUUGGUUUUGGGAACCAUUCUUUCGAUCUCUUGGGAAGAAGAAGAAGGAUUCAUGACGUUGGCGAGCGCAAACACGAUCGUGACCGGGACCGUCUUCUGCGAUCAAUGCCAGGACGGGGAGCGCGGCUUCUUGGACUACGGUCUCUCAGGAGCGAAGGUGGCAGUGGUCUGCAGAGGCACCGACGGGAAGGAGAUGGCGUACGGGGAAGACGAGACGAAUUGGUUCGGGAGCUACUCGGUAUACUUCGACGGCAGCCCCGACCUGAGCGGCUGCUACGCGAGGGUGGUGGGCGGGCCGGCCGGGUGCGGUGCGGCGGCGGGACCGGCGCAGGGGCUGACGCUGCUGUUCCGGAUGUUCGGGAUGGCCAUGUACGUCGUGGAGCCGCUGUUGUCGGAACCGCAGGUGCCCGCUGGGUUCUGCCCCAACGCGCCGUCGUUGCCGAGUCCCACGCCGACGCCGGCCCUGCCAGUGCCGCCUCCUACGCCGCCGCUGCCGUUGUUCGAGGUCUCUGCUUGCCCCUACGGUAAAUGGCUGAUGCCACAGUACCAGUGCUACUGGAGAGCAGUGAACCCCGACACCAGAGUGGCAAUUGCUUUCGGGCCCGUGGCAGCAGGAAGAUACGGGGUGGAGCUGACCCUGUGGGAAGCACUCCACGGGCGGGGCGACCUCUACAGAACGCUCCUCCGUGAAGCGACCGCUUCCCUCCUCAACUCCUACAACACCCUCAACUUCCUGUACCCCACGCUCAGUGUCUUCGACCUCAUGAACCGGGCGCUGGUCGGCUCUCCACAGGAUGCUCUCACGGUGGCGCUGCGGUUUCGAAUGGCCAACUCCGGGGCAUUUGGUGUUGAAACAGUUGGCUGCAACUUCACCCCAUGUAGAUCUUGAAAGCGAUGCCGCCGGCCGGUGCCGGUUGGCCUCGAUUUAAAAUGGAUGUGCUAGCGCUAUUGACAUUGCGUACUUAUGAACAGCCAAGCCAAAGACUGGUUUAAUGUCAUUGCCUUCUGUUUUGAUUCCACUAUAGUAAUAUAAGUUGCAUUGGAAUCGUUUUCUUGCA
Musa acuminata subsp. malaccensis (wild Malaysian banana) is the source of this 1243-nucleotide messenger RNA. RefSeq lists its product as uncharacterized. The record is from RefSeq and is a predicted model, not a curated record. Lineage: Eukaryota; Viridiplantae; Streptophyta; Magnoliopsida; Zingiberales; Musaceae.